AUGGUAUCCUCUAGUGCGGCUCCAGCUGCUUCAGUCACAUCUGAUCCGCCACAAUCAUCCAUCUCCUCACCAACAUUGGGAACAACUACUUCGACUUCAAUUGCGAACCCGAACCCUCAACUGCAGACUACCAACGAAGGAAUUUCAACAGGCGCAACCGCCGGGAUCGCAAUCGGGUGUUUCGCCGCAGGUGCCUUACUAGCCGGACUCAUUUUCUGGUUCUGCCGGCGCAAAAGAGGACGACCAAACACCCAAUACCCUGCAGAGAAUACAUCUGCAUUGGCUUCGCAAGAAAAAGGGUUUUCCGCCAGUGCCAUACCAUUAAGCGAAAAACGAUCAUCUGUAGCUGCUCUGGGUAGGGGACUUCCUCAACCUUUGGAAGAUAAAGCUAUCUCUGGUGAUGUUUCUAAAAUAAGCAAUGCCAUCAAGAAUCAUGUCCAGAGUUACUACCACACAAGCCGUGUCAAUCCUGGUCUCAUCGACUAUGAGGACCUCCACGCAUUGGGGUCAGGUCUCCCAGUCUCUGUAGGAACGCUCACUACAUUGAUUGGAAAUGCUGCAACUAGAGAGAUUGCUCUAAGGUUCAUCAUCGCCUGGGUGGUAGUAUCGAAACUUCAGCCCUCCAAAGAUCCUACAAAGAGCUUUUUGCCGGCCGAAGUCGCCCAAUGUUACCAAGCCGUCGCAACUGGAGAUCGUGGCUACCAAGCCCAAACAUCAUUGAUGGCACGCUGGCGGGUCAUGACUGCUGAGUUGAUGCAGUCUAGCUACAUUCGCAAUGCCUUCGGUCCUUCCGACAGUCGACAUGUAAGUAUACAAGCAACUCUUGCAACAUUGGACAACGUUCUGCAGCCAUACGCGGACUCUCGCAUAAACAAUGGAGAGCGCAAGAGAAACCUUGAGGAAGUGCUAAAGCGGGCUGCACUUUUCGCUUUCACGCUGUUUUCCCAGCCUAGCGCAUGGGAGUUCGAGUGGCAGGAGGAGCAAGGUGUCACGCCAGGAGAUUUGUGCAUUUUCCCCGCUCUUGUGCAAGUAGCGGACGAGGCUGGUCAUUCGGUCAAUCCGCCGCGGCCUUUUAGCGAGGCUGUGGUGAGACGGUUGGAUGCAUGA
Messenger RNA from Alternaria rosae, 1107 nucleotides. RefSeq lists its product as uncharacterized. The transcript has 2 exons. Lineage: Eukaryota; Fungi; Ascomycota; Dothideomycetes; Pleosporales; Pleosporaceae. The coding region runs from base 1 to 1107 and encodes 368 amino acids. The record is from RefSeq and is a predicted model, not a curated record.